This is a messenger RNA of Falco peregrinus (peregrine falcon), 4874 nucleotides long. RefSeq lists its product as uncharacterized. The coding region runs from base 241 to 1608 and encodes 455 amino acids. Gene Ontology annotation, cellular component: cytoplasm. NCBI's taxonomy places the organism in Eukaryota, Metazoa, Chordata, Aves, Falconiformes, Falconidae. The transcript has 9 exons. Gene Ontology annotation, molecular function: protein binding. The record is from RefSeq and is a predicted model, not a curated record.
CGACCCCCGCCGGCCCCUCCCGCAGCCCGCCCCCCGGGCCGGCCGGCAGUGCUCCGGCUGCGCCGGCUCGGGCUCGCCGCCGGCCCCGGGAGGACCGAGCCCGGUCCAGCUGAUCGCGGCAGCCGGCGAGGAGGCGCGGAGACCAAGCAGGUUUAAAGCUCGUCCCUGAUGUUUUGGGACCCUCCCCUGACAUGGCUGUUCUUUGCAAGCUGAUACUCGGAUAAGAUCCCAGUUGUCAGCAUGAAAGGAAAAACUGCACACGGUAGUUGGAAAUCUGCACCCCAGAAGAAGCCCUCUCCCUGCAAUCGAUAUAAACAUGCUUGCAUCAUUUGCAGAGGAUUUAUUUAUCUCUAUGGAGGGCGGAACACUACUGGUCUCAAAGAUUUUUGGCGAUACAACAUAGUGAAAAAUGAAUGGGAAAUGCUGGAUUGCUCAAGAAAUGGUCCAGAAGAACUGGAAGAACAUUCAAUGGUGGCUUAUAAGGGCACCCUGUAUAUUUUUGGUGGGAUGGUGGAUUCUGCUUUCACACAAGGAAAAACUCCUCUCUGGAUAUAUGACACUGAUUCUGCAAGAUGGACAGAGUGCUGUAACGUACCAGCAGAGACUGAGAGCUCAGCGCCAGCUAACAGGAAAGGUCACAGUGCAGUCGUGUACCGUUCCAGUAUGUACAUCUACGGGGGAUACUUUGGCAUUAGAGGCAUUUCACGGGAGUUUUGGGCUUUCUGUUUUGAUACAAGAAAGUGGUCGUGUGUUUCCCCCCCAUCCCACGGUACUGGCCCAGGACCUCGGCAUGGCCACUCAGCAGUCGUCUAUCACACUGGCAUGUACCUCUUUGGGGGACUGAUGGGUCUGAGUGAACAGAAGGACUUGUGGAAGUGGGACUUUGUAAGCAGCAGCUGGUCCAGCAUCAGAACAAGCCAAGGACCUCCUCCAGUGGUAGGUCACGCUUCAGUAGUCUUCAGAGACUCUAUGCUGAUUUUUGGAGGAGGGAUUUCAAAUUCCAAUUGUAACGGUGACCUCUGGAAGUAUCAUUUCCAUAUGCAGACAUGGAAGAAGCAUAGUUGUACCACAAAGGCAAGCUUUUCUCCUAAAAUGUAUCACUGCAUCUUAGGAGUCGGUGUUGAUUUCCAGACUACCUCAGAUGUCACCAGUACGUUCCCCAGCCACUGGAAGAGUAAGCAGAAGGGCCAUCAGCAGCUGGUGGCCAUCCCGAAGCACACUCGCUUCUGCAACUACUUCUGCCAACAGCCUGCGUACAGAGCGUUCAGCAACGAGGAAAGCACUGCAAUGGAAAUGAAAACCUUCAGCUUGCCUCUGGAGCCAGGGGGCUUCGGUGCGUUUCAAACCACUUCAGAGGCAGAACUAGACCUGAACAGAGCAACAAGCACUUUGUCAAAGGACGAGUCGCUCUGUCUGCUUGUCUCUUCAGAAGAAGAGACUUGUGCUGCUGCUCAGGUCGUGGGAGAAGAGGGGGGACCCAGCUGUCAGCACGUGCCCGCAGUGGAUGCAGUUAGCAGUGACACCAACGUGCUGCUGCUCAUUGGGGGUAAACCUUUGUCCAGCGUCUCUGAGAUCUCGUUCUGGCAAAUGGAGUUUGAUAGCUUGUGAUCACUUUGAUUGCAAAGUGAAAGAAUAAAUUUCCACCAGUGUGCCAGUAGGUGGUAAACCAACUGCUUGCAACUGUCUUCAGUUUCCAGUCAGCACACUGGGGAAAAGAAAACUUAAACCUUCUCAUACUUGCUGCGAACAGAUUUUUUACGAUGUGAACAAAACCCGACAUAUAUUUAAGUCACAACUUGCAUGCAAGUUGCAAUUUCUGAGAGGAGUUUGUUGGAAUGCUGCUCUUUUCGUUACUUCUCUUUUGCUCAGUUAAUAUCCCUUCAAUUUGCAGUGGCUGAUGCUGCCUUGAAGAUCAGAACUACAAGUAACUCCUACUGACUCCACAAUUGCCAUUUCAGGUGCAAAGCUUGCUUGUUUUGCACUGGCACAAGAAAUAAAUGUGCACCCCAAAAAAUGUACUUGAAUCAAGUACGUGCACAUUAUGGUCAUGUUUGAGGGAUCUGAUGAAUCUUAAUGGCAACAUUUUCUAAGGUUUUUAAGAUUUUUCAUUUCUUGAAGGAGGGUUCUUUGCAAAAUAUAUUUGCAACACGAGUUGGCCUGUAAUAAAGAAGCCGCCCAACAGGCAGAGUAGCAAGUGAAAUCUAGAAGCAAUUCAAGGAUUGCAUCUAACCCUGAGGAAGAAAAACCACAAGCCUCCCUUGAAAAUCACGUGCAGCAUUAGACCAGAGGAAGUAUGUUACACCUGGAGGAACACAGGAGCUGCCAAGUGACUGCUGGGUUUAAUGACUGAGCGCAGGUUCAAGAGGGUUUAGCUUUCUACUGGAGGGGUUAAAAACAAAACUAAAAAAAAAAGAGGAAGACUUUACAGGAGCAGCACAAAACAUAAGCUGUUGAGACCGGUAACUCACAUUUAGCCACAAAGGGAUUUCUGCUUUUCCAACUCCCACCUCUCUCUGUUCUGUCAACAUGUGUAGUAUUUGGUACACAUUUAGCCCCUACACUAGUAAAUCCUGAGUUCACGUAUGGUUUGUUUUUCUUUGUUGAAAAGAAAAAGUGUUUCUUUAGAAAGAUAAUACUGUCCAGUGUUUCAAGCAUUUAUAUCCGUGGAAGUUACUAAGCCAUGGCCUUCUGACUGAGCUUCAGCCAUCUGUAAGAAGAGAUGCUGAUGUGUGAGAUUACUGGAAAGUGUAAUUUAAUACUUCUGAAUAUUUGAAAAGAUCACUUCUCAAAAGUUUCAUAGGAAUAAUGAAUGUUAAGUGAGAGUAUUUACAGAUACUUUCAUCAUCUCUUCACAAGUAGCUGUCACACGAAUUCGACAGGAAAAUUAUAGAUGAGUUCACAAAAAGCUACUUAAGAGUUCUGUGGACCUUCCGUAACCUUUGUUUGGAAACAGGGAGGAUUGUGUGCUGCCAUAUAAAUAAAGCCUGCUGCCUUGCGUAUCAGCGUGUGCUCAUUUUCUGCGCUUUUGUGAAUUUCAAAUAUGUAUUUAUGUUUUCAAACUGAACAAAGAACUUACCUUUCUGAACAAGUAACACCCUCCCACAAGCCCCAGUCACCUCACGGCACUUCAGCCAGCCUCAAGGGCUGCCCAGACUUUGAAUUUCUCCUCCAAGAAUGGGGAAUUGCCCAGUUUGUGGAGGCACGUUUGGGAAGGACUUCAGUACAGCGAGUUGAGCACGUACAGAGCACUGCAGUCUUAAAUCAGCAGCGUGUGUUUCUUCUGCUAGCUGACGUGUCUGUGUUGGCAUUAUCCAGAGAGCUGCCGUAACAUACAGGGUUUUAUCUAGGAUUGACGAGGGAAGGAAGUUUAACUGCAACGGGCAACAAUAAACCAGUGUCUUUCCAAGUCAUGUGGAGGCCUCCUGGCAGGUACAGGUAUCCUGGGGAUGUGCACGAGCCCCAGGAAAAUGCCAUCCAGCCUCAGCCAUUCCUUUCUCCCCCCCACCCCAGCUCUCCUCCCUUUGGCAGCCCCACAGAGGGUUUAACAUUUACUCGGAGCCAACACAGGCAGGACACGAGCCAGCCCAAAGGCGAUGGCUUGGCACGGGGAAGAAAAAGCAGCUUGCAGAACGUGCCCAUCUCCCCCAUCUCCUCUCCUCACCUCUGCCGGCGUGCCAAGGCAGGUGGCUGCACCAGCACCUUCAGCACUGCGCCAGCUCCCCCACCCGAGAGACCCUAACCCCCCAAACCAGCCCGAUGCCGCAGGGGGGCCGUGCAGGACCGAGGUGCACCGGAGCCCAGGAGGGGCUCUGGCUGGAGAGAUGCAGGCUCAGGGGUUGCUGCCGGGAGGCUGAGCCGCGGUUAAGCCCAGGUACUGCUGGGGCAGAGAGCUCCCAUCCCAAAGUGGGACUCCGCUACAGCAGCACGCUGCAGCCACCAGACACCGUUUCUCCCCUCGCUGGCCUGCUCCCAGGUCUUUAAAAACCACGGGUGAGCUCACGCUGGAAGGAAAGGGGUCUGAGACGUGCAGUGACCGCGUCCUGCAGGCGCUCACCGGCAGCACUGCCUGGCAUCUCAGUCCCUUCUGGGCACGCGUGACCCAUGUUUCAGGUUCUCUCCCCAAAAACGGUAUCCAGGACCUAGGCACACAAUCCUUGCUUGUACCACUGCGUCGCAUUUCCUGGGCCAUCUUCCCCUUCAAAACUCAACCAGUGCUAUCAGCUACACUUUACAAGUGUCUCAGAGAACCACAACCGGUUUCACUCCUGUUUUCCUGGCACAUUUUUAUCCAACACAGUCACCUUCUCACAGAGGAAGAGGAGCUGUUGUGGAUGUACUCAUGAUGCUUCUCCUAACUGUAGCAGUUCAUAGGAAUUCCUCCCAGGCCCAAGCGAGUGACUAUAAGCUGCUGCCAUCUGAACGCUCUGUGGUGGCCUGCAUGAAAUAAUGAAUGGAAUUACUCCAGCUAACGGCAACUGUUUAGAAACAAAACAAAACAAAACGCACCAUUUUUUGGCUGGGCAUGGACUGAAGGGGCUGCCACUGAAGCUAGCUGUUUUAAAAUGUCUCUGGAAAAAAGGGAAGCUUGCAUGUCUCUGAUACACCCACAGUCCAACUCAGUCCGUAGCACAAAAGCAAAAGGAUGCAGCGUUCUUUAGUAAUCUUGUCUGAGACGUGAGAUGCACUGUUGUAUCAUCAAUCACACAUACAAGAGAACAAAUUGAUCAGCCUUAACUAUCUCAACAAACUCAUUGUCUUUAAUUACCAUCUGGUUUCUGAACAUUAAAAUGCAUGAACGGCAGAGGGAUUUUCAUUUAAAAUGUAGACAUUUAAAGAGGGGUUUUAAAAAUAAUAAUUAAAAUAUCUAAACUAAA